Tricharina praecox is the source of this 1965-nucleotide messenger RNA. Its product is annotated as transcriptional regulator. Bases 67 to 1479 code for a protein of 470 amino acids. NCBI's taxonomy places the organism in Eukaryota, Fungi, Ascomycota, Pezizomycetes, Pezizales, Pyronemataceae. Gene Ontology annotation, molecular function: DNA helicase activity; ATP hydrolysis activity; ATP binding. The record is from RefSeq and is a predicted model, not a curated record. Gene Ontology annotation, biological process: chromatin remodeling; regulation of transcription by RNA polymerase II; box C/D snoRNP assembly. The transcript has 3 exons. Gene Ontology annotation, cellular component: NuA4 histone acetyltransferase complex; Swr1 complex; Ino80 complex.
CCACACGUCAACCCACUUCACGUCUCAACCCCUCCACUUUCUCACACAACACCGCAUAUUCUCAUCAUGAACCUAGGAAUCACCACCGUCGGCGAAGCCAAGGAAAUCCGCGGCAUGAACUUAAUAGCAGCUCACUCGCACAUCCGCGGUCUCGGAAUCGAUACCGAAACUCUCGAGGCACGUGCAACAUCGCAGGGUUUGGUUGGGCAACAGAAGGCUCGGAAGGCUGCUGCUGUGAUCCUGCAGAUGGUUAAGGAAGGAAAGAUUGCUGGUCGCGCUGUUCUACUCGCCGGCCCCCCAAGUACAGGAAAGACUGCGAUCGCAAUGGCGAUGGCGCAAUCCCUCGGCCCGGACGUUCCCUUCACUAUGCUAGCCGCCUCCGAGAUCUUCUCCCUCGAAAUGUCCAAGACCGAAGCCUUGACACAAGCGUUCCGACGAUCCAUCGGCGUGCGGAUAAAAGAGGAGACCGAAGUGAUUGAGGGCGAAGUGGUAGAGAUCCAGAUUGACCGCUCGGUCACUGGCGGCAACAAGCAGGGCAAACUCACGCUCAAGACGCAAGACAUGGAGACGAUGUACGACCUAGGCACGAAGAUGAUCGACUCAUUGAGCAAGGAGAAAGUGAUGGCCGGCGACAUUAUCAGCAUCGACAAGUCCUCCGGAAAAAUCACCAAGCUCGGCCGCUCAUUCACCAAAUCCCGUGACUACGACGCCAUGGGCCCUGACACGAAAUUCAUCCAGUGUCCCGAAGGCGAGAUCCAAACCCGCAAAGAAGUGAUCCACACCGUCUCACUACACGAAAUCGACGUGAUCAACUCGCGCACGCAAGGAUUCCUUGCGCUCUUCUCUGGCGACACGGGUGAGAUCCGCUCUGAGGUCCGCGACCAGAUCAACACCAAAGUCGGCGAAUGGAAAGAGGAAGGAAAGGCCGAGAUAGUGCCCGGUGUUCUCUUCAUCGACGAAGUACACAUGCUCGACAUCGAAUGCUUCUCCUACAUCAACCGUGCGCUGGAGAGCGAACUCGCACCCAUCGUGAUCAUGGCCAGCAACCGCGGCAACACCGUCAUCCGUGGAACGAACUACCGGAGUCCUCACGGCCUGCCGCUCGAUUUCCUUGACCGCGUACUCAUCAUGCCGACGUUCCCGUAUAGCCCCGAUGAGAUCCGGGAGAUCCUUGGUAUUCGCGCCCAGGAGGAGGAGGUCACGCUGUCUCCCGACGCGUUGGCGCUCUUGACAAAAAUCGGACAGGAGACGUCGCUUCGGUACGCCAGCCACAUCAUCACGACAGCCUCGCUCGUCGCCACAAAGCGCAAGAGCCAGGUCGUCGAUGUGGCCGAUGUGCAACGAAGCUACCAGCUAUUCUUCGAUUCCAACCGGAGCGUCAAGUUCCUGCAGGAUUACGAGAAGCGGUUCAUCGGCGAGGAGGGGAAGGUCAGCCUCCACCCGGCUACGGCCGGUGGUGAUUCUAUGGAUAUUUCAUAAGCGUGUUUUUGUAUCUUCUUUUGCUAUAUCUCGUUUACGUUCUGGGAUGGCGCCUGUUUUUCUGUCUUUCGUCUUGUGUUCUCUCACCGCAGACUUUUGAGUGGUAGAGAAAAGCUGAGAAUUUGUACUUUAUAAUGAAAAUGACAGUACCAAUCACUCGUGCUCUCACUUUUCAAACUCUCAGAAAACAGUCCAUGUACUCCAGCUAAAUAAUGUGAUCUACCGAAUUACACGCUCCAGAACGUAAGGGACAUAAAAUUAAAGAGAAAAAAUCCGUUUUUCUUUUUAGAUAUAGAAAGCGUCUCUAGAAGCAGAAAACCUGGUGGUCGAGCUUGGAAACGGGCUUCGCCGGCUCGAAGCCGAGCGCAGUGGUAGCCUUCUUCAUGGCGCUGACCAUGGGUGGAGGACCGCAGAUGAGGACCUUAACGUCCUUUGCGGGGCCGGGGCACCAGUCCUAUUAUUCCAUUAGCAUUAGCAAAAGGAACU